This is a messenger RNA of Theobroma umbraticum, 1072 nucleotides long. RefSeq names its product phosphoenolpyruvate carboxylase 4-like. Gene Ontology annotation, molecular function: phosphoenolpyruvate carboxylase activity. Gene Ontology annotation, cellular component: cytosol. The record is from RefSeq and is a predicted model, not a curated record. NCBI's taxonomy places the organism in Eukaryota, Viridiplantae, Streptophyta, Magnoliopsida, Malvales, Malvaceae. Gene Ontology annotation, biological process: tricarboxylic acid cycle; carbon fixation.
CAACGAUGUCUUGCAGAGAGAAGUAGGCGGCCAGUUUAUGGACAAGCUCGAGAGGAAUCGGCUCCUCGCUCAGAGUGCUUCUAAUAUGCGGUUGUCCGGGAUAGAGGAUAUGGCAGAGUUGCUAGAGAAGCAGCUAGCAUCUGAGAUAUCGAAGAUGACAUUAGAGGAAGCCUUGACAUUGGCGCGUGCUUUCAGCCAUUACCUCAAUUUGAUGGGAAUUGCUGAGACCCAUCACAGGGUUCGUAAGGGGCGAAAUGUUACACAUCUAUCAAGAUCUUGUGAUGACAUUUUCAACCAGUUGGUUCAGGGUGGCAUUUCUCCAAAUGACCUUUAUAACACUGUUUGCAAGCAGGAGGUUGAGAUUGUUCUUACUGCACAUCCCACCCAAAUUAACCGACGUACCUUACAAUAUAAACAUAUAAGAAUUGCUCAUCUGUUAGAAUACAAUGACCGACCUGAUCUUGGUCAUGAAGAUCGAGAAAUGCUAAUUGAAGAUCUGAUGAGAGAGAUAACAUCUAUAUGGCAGACUGAUGAACUUAGACGCCACAAACCUACUCCUGUAGAUGAAGCCAGGGCUGGUUUGAACAUUGUGGAGCAAUCGCUUUGGAAAGCUAUACCUCAUUACUUACGUCGUGUUAGCAAUGCUCUAAAAAAACAUACAGGAAAGCCACUUCCACUAACAUGCACCCCAAUAAAGUUUGGCUCUUGGAUGGGGGGUGACAGAGAUGGAAAUCCUAAUGUCACAGCAAAGGUAACGAGGGAUGUCUCACUUUUGUCUAGGUGGAUGGCCAUUGAUCUGUACAUCCGUGAAGUUGAUAGCCUUAGAUUUGAACUGUCCAUGAACCAAUGCAAUGAUAGGUUAUCCAGAUUGGCUCAUGAAAUUCUAGAAAAAGGUGUGGCCUGUUUGGCAGAAACCUCGUCGGAGGACCUGCAUGAGAGUCGGAACCAACCUUUAAGCCGAAGUCAAUUCAAGCUUCAUGGCCAACAAGCUCCUUCCCUUCCUACCCAACUUCCAGCUAGAGCAGAUCUACCCGCCUGCACUGGUAUAUACAUAAAUAGAAAAGCAAAGUAG